UUGAAGGACCUUCAUUAUGACAUUAACCACAGCACAGCCCAUGAAGCUAUGAUCUCUUUGUGUUGGUCUCCAUAGUUACCAUGUUAAAGACUCACCUGACAAUCAGCUGUCUUUUGUGUUUGUCACUGGCCUCUCUGGCCUCUACUUACUCUUUGAUUUCUUUUUGCUGGAGCUCUGAAAGCCUCAUCUGUGUUUCCAGCGCAGUGUCACAUCACCGUAUAGCAGUUAUAUGAUCAGGAUCUGAGCCUUUUUCUGUAUCCCAGAUAGACAUGUCAGCGGCCGCAGGUGGUCUGGAGAUGUCCGAUCGCCGUCAGCGCUCCAGCACGGUGAAGAGGAGGCGGUGGGGAGGUUUGAAGCAGCAGUGGAAGCUUCUGGGCUUGUUUGAGAUCGAUCAGCAGCAUGAGUUCUACAGCCUGACCUGCAUGAUGAAGGAGGGAUUGGCAGCAGCCACCCAAAGCACCACUGACAGUGCACCUACAAAUGAACUGUCAGAUGAUGAUUUCAGACUGGAGGUCACUCAGAUUCAUAAGGGUUUUACAAUGGAGACGUUUGCAGGCCCAGUGUUUGCCAGCCUGCGUGGGUCUUUAGGAAUGACAGAGCAGGAGUAUCGGCAGUCGCUCUGCUCUGAAAACUGCUACCUCCAGUUCAUCAGUAACUCCAAGAGCAAGGCGGACUUCUUCCUGACAAAUGAUAAACGCUUCUUUUUGAAGACUCAGAAUAAAAGGGAAAUCAAAUUCCUUCUGGCCAACCUGAAGAUCUACAUGGAACACCUGAAGAAAUACCCCCAUUCACUGCUGGUCAAGUUCCUAGGUGUUCACAGGAUCAAAAUCCCACACCGACGGAAGAAAUACUUCAUUGUUAUGCAAAGUGUGUUUUAUCCAGAUGAUCGAAUCAAUGCCAGAUAUGACAUUAAGGGCUGUGAAGUGAGUCGUUGGACAGAGCCUGCACCGGAGGGAAGCCAAAUUAUUGUGGUUCUCAAAGACCUCAACUUUGAAGGCCAGUACAUCACCCUGGACCAACAGCGGUCCUGGCUCCUGCGGCAGGUGGAAAUCGACACACACUUCCUCCAGAGGCUCAAUGUGUUGGACUAUAGUCUCCUCCUGGCUCAUCAGCCCUUACACCAAGAUGAACGCCACCAGAGUCUCUCCUUCGCUUCUCUUAUCAUGAGAACCAAAAGAUCUGUGAAUCCAAGCUCCAGCCCUAUCCUUGAAAGCAUAACCGCUGUCCCAGGGGAAAUUCCAGAAGAUGACUCCAACUUACUUUUAUCUGAUGUAGAUGGCAGCGAUUUGAAGCAUUCACAAGCACGAGAUGCAUCAAGCGGGGGCACUCUUCAAAGUUGCCCAGAAAAUACAGGGCCAGAUUGCGACACAGAUGAGAUUCAAGAUUUUAGAGCCCAAAACCGACGUUUACUGCCCAAUUUAAGGAAUCCUUUGCAUGUCAUUGAUGGACCUGAGCAGCGCUACUUCAUUGGGAUCAUAGACAUUUUCACAGUUUACAGUUUUAAGAAGAGGCUGGAGCAUUUGUGGAAGAGACUGAGACACCCAGGCCGGUCCUUCUCCACCGUCAGCCCACAGACUUACUGCCUCAGGCUAUGUCACUGGGUACAGGACCAUACAAAGUAGAACUUGAAUUAGUGGUGGAACGACACAUGUUCCACCCAACCCUUUAAUCUUUCCACAUGCUCAAAACACAAGCCUGUAGACAAUUUGAGCACAGCAAUAUAUCUUCUACAGGUAUACAUCAUUUUCAUGCAAAACAAUAAGAUUGGCAAUAGGGCUAAAAUUUAAUAUGAACAGACCAAAAAUAUUCACAAAAGUUAUUGCCAUGUACUAAAUAGUCAUUUUUGCAAAACAUCUAAAUAAACAAGACAAGCUGCACAACCCACUUUGUGUCUGGCUUUAAGAGUAAGGCCUGUUGAGAGAGCAAAGGUUUGAAGUGCGUCGAGCAGUGAAUUUGAAAUAGGGGAAAUUAAUUUAACUAAUUAAGAGAUAUUAUUAUUGUGAAUCGAAUAGGAAAUGUGCAAUUAAAUUUACUGAGCCCAGAUUUUUCUUUAUUCAAACUAAGUAAUAAAUUUUGCUUGAUUGUAAUCUCUCUCUACAACACAAUUUUGCAAAAGAUGAUUGAUUGUGCACUCAGAGUAGUUUACUCAAAUAAAGUACAGUGGGGGAAAGUGACUUUCAAUCAAAUGUGAUGUAUCAUGGAGAGGCUUUGAAAAAAAAUACAGCUGACAUGCCUUAGUGGAAAAAGACAAAUGUAAGUCUGCCUGCAUGUACUUCCAACCCCUAUUUCAUGGCCACUUUGUUUUUCCAGUAUGUGGCUGCUUUAAAAGGUUUAAUAAAUACUGUACUUUUUGGCAAGUAAAGCAUCUGGAAGCAAAAGUGUUUGCAGCUCUUGAUUCCUUUUCUCUUAAAGUUGUGACUGUCUGGGAUUAAAACAAAAUAUGCUGUUUGAGAUGUCAGCAUUCAGAUUUUCCAGCAGUAUAGCAUCAACUCAAUUUGCAGUCUUUUUAGUAUUUUUAUAUUUUCAGUAGCUGUACAAUGGAAAGGUUGCCUAACCCUAACCCUUAUUUGUUGUAUUUAUUUACUUUUUUUUGAAUUUUUGCAUUAGUCUCCUCAGCACUGUCAUGUUCUGUGUUGUUCUGAAAAAUAACACAAUAAACCACCAUACAUGUAAUGUUCAAAACAUUAACCAUUCAUCACCAGUUGAAAAUAAAUGAAAAACUGAAUAAAAAAUAAAUGACCUCACUGAUGAUUUCAUUUAGUUUGUGUCCUAUGGGACAUUUAAACAGUGAAAAUGAUGAUGAUGAAAUGAAAUAAUUAGAAUGUUUAAAAGUUUGCAUCUUUUUCUAUCUUUUGUCUAUAAGUGAGCCUAUGCAUGGACUUGUUUACACAUUUGUUAUCUAUGACAUAUAUUUUGGGGUACAUAUCUUUGUAUGCUCAUGUGGGCCCACAGAAGGUGAAAUUUAGAUCAUGCAAGAUACUCAAAGACAUACAGACACAAAAGUAGAACUUUAAAUAGUGAAGGCUGAGUGGAUUUCGUCCACCUAAUACUAUUACCCUAUAUUGCUGUUACAAAAGGGAGUUGCUUAUUCUUUCUUCUGAGUAAGUGACAGGCCUGCUUAUGCCUAUUCAUGCACUGACUAUGUCCAUAGAUAGUAAAUGCUGUUGACAGGAAGAACUUUAUGCUUCUGUAAUGCUGAAAUGGAACUGAAUACAUGCAAUGAACUAUUUGAGGAGGUUAAACAGAUAUUUUCUUCACUGUGCUGAUUACUUAAUUUUGUACAUUUCCAUCCCUGUAUUUCCAUUAGUAGAUUCCAGUGUCUGGUAAAAUAUGUUUUAUUGCCAAUGUAGCUUUUACUGUCUUUCUUGAUUUUAACCUCUUUUGCAUUAACAGUGCACGAAUUCAGAGCUGUGCUUUCUCUACAUACAGAAAAUGUACACGCUGAAUCACAGAGAACAUUUCUGUCAUUUUGAUGUGGUCUCAUUCUCCCACAGAGUUCAGCAGUGCCACUUUAGAAUAUGAUAUUUACAUAAAGCUUAAUUAAAAAAUGUUAUGUUUGUUUUACUGGCCAGUAAGUUUUAACACUCAUUUAUGACUGUCUGAAUACAAAUAAUGAAACUGUGAUAAUGUUCUGAAGCUGCAUAUUUGUGCCACCAGAGAAUAUGUUCUUUGUCUGGUGUCCUGUCUUUUGUUGAUUGAUUGCCUCACACACACCGCAGCUACCAAGGAGACAGCCUGGCACCUGGCAUCUCAGUGUUAGAAAAGGAACAAGAAAGGCAAGCAUACUGGCACCUUUCUGCCGUCUUUCUUGUUCCAGUAUGCCUGCAGCUGUAUGACU
Scatophagus argus is the source of this 3838-nucleotide messenger RNA. RefSeq names its product phosphatidylinositol-4-phosphate 5-kinase-like 1 (gene pip5kl1). The record is from RefSeq and is a predicted model, not a curated record. Bases 270 to 1622 code for a protein of 450 amino acids. The transcript is spliced from 9 exons. Gene Ontology annotation, molecular function: phosphatidylinositol kinase activity. Gene Ontology annotation, biological process: phosphatidylinositol metabolic process. Lineage: Eukaryota; Metazoa; Chordata; Actinopteri; Scatophagidae.